This is a messenger RNA of Phodopus roborovskii (desert hamster), 450 nucleotides long. RefSeq names its product leucine zipper protein 2-like. The record is from RefSeq and is a predicted model, not a curated record. The transcript is spliced from 4 exons. Bases 1 to 450 code for a protein of 149 amino acids. Lineage: Eukaryota; Metazoa; Chordata; Mammalia; Rodentia; Cricetidae.
AUGAGGAAGUUCUUAAUUACCACAUUUUGUGUAAACUACUCUUUCUUUCCUCAGAAUAAAAGCUUGAAAAACAAACUGUUGUCAGGAAGUAAGCUGUGUGGGAUUCAUGCAGAAGAGUCGAAAAAAAUCCAAGCCCAACUGAAAGAGCUCCGUUAUGGGAAGAAAGAUUUAUUAUUUAAGGCCCAACAGCUCACCGAAUUGGAACAAAAGUUAGCUGUAGCCAAAACCGAACUUGAGAAAGCAGCUCUUGACAGGGAAUCACAGAUGAAAGCCAUGAAAGAGACUGUCCAGCUCUGCUUGACAUCAGUUUUCCGUGAUCAGCCUCCUCCUUUGAGUCUCAGCCCAUCAAAUCCAACACAGAUGUUGCAUCCACCCAGGACAAUUACUUCCAAGUUUCCAGAUUCGAGGACAAAAAUCAAGGUACAUUUUAUCCAUGUGUGUCAGCAGUGA